AUGUUAGCGGAGAAGUUUUUAGCGAAAAACCAAAAAGUUUUUUGUGCGUUCAUGGAAUUGGAAAAGGCUUAUGACAGAGUGGACAGGGAUAUGUUAUGGCAAACGCUGAACGUAUUUAUGUUGAGCGCUGGUUUGAUACAGGCAUUAAAGUCUCUGUAUAGGGACUCGAGUGCUUGUGUUAGAAUCAACGGGGUCUACUCGGACUGGUUUGGCAUCCAUAAAGGUGUCAGACAGGGCUGUGUAGCUUCCCCGUGGCUGUUCAAUCUAUUUAUGGACAGCUGUUUGGAAAAUUUGAAAGUUGAAGAAUGCGGGUUAAGAAUGGGUGAUUUAACCAUCAAAAUGCCUUUUGUACGCCGAUGA
This is a messenger RNA of Parnassius apollo (apollo), 360 nucleotides long. The record is from the annotation of a GenBank genome assembly. Lineage: Eukaryota; Metazoa; Arthropoda; Insecta; Lepidoptera; Papilionidae.